This is a messenger RNA of Serpula lacrymans var. lacrymans S7.9, 2758 nucleotides long. RefSeq lists its product as uncharacterized. Lineage: Eukaryota; Fungi; Basidiomycota; Agaricomycetes; Boletales; Serpulaceae. The record is from RefSeq and is a predicted model, not a curated record. Bases 7 to 1314 code for a protein of 435 amino acids. The transcript is spliced from 2 exons.
CGCGGAAUGCUCGUGACCACCGACCCCACCUGCAAGAGCCAGGCCAUCAAGGAUGUAUACGAAGAUGGCGUCUAUGGAACCCCUAAAUCUGCGGGAGCGGGCUGCCGCUCUCCGUUUCCACAUGUUCAUGCACCACCUGCUUGGUGUACCUGGUCCCCAUGUUCGUGGGGACAUUGUCCAACGUCCCCCAUACACGCUCGCCCCGUCUUUUCGACGCCUUCGCGCCACAGUCCGCGUCGUCAGUCCAUUGGCGGACGCAGUACCUACAGUCCACACCAUCGUAGUCAGCGGCCUGGAAACUCUAUAUUGCGUGCUACUAGACCAUUAGACCCUCUUCCUUCUCCUGCUGGCUCGAAUCCGGGCGUCCAAGUGGAUCCAGAACCGCGUCCCGCAUGGGCGCAUCCGCAUAUCGUCAACACGCCUCGCAAUACUCCGCACAAUCACUCUUGGGGUGCUUUGCCACCCAUAAACGGCAGUGGCGCCCUCGCCAUCAGUCCCCGUUCGCACACGCCUGCACUUCCCAUAGAUCCUCCCGAUCAACAUGUUUGGAAUUUCCCAGGCGGGUCUCUUUCGUGGACACCACAUCCCCAACCUGGGGUUGACCCUUCUACGUUUUGGACGCCCAAUGCAGUUUUGAACCGUACUCCCCGCCAGUGGUCUGGUACGCCACUCGAUUCCUGGACGGCGGCCCGUCUGACUGGCGGGUGGCCUUUACCAGGGACGUGUGUGCACUGGACACCCGGAACCUGGCCCCCAGUAUGUUAUCCCAACAACGUACCGGUGCGGCUUGCGCCGUGGUUGAUACCGAACCCCAGCAAUACGUACAUGCCCCAGAUCGUUUGGGACGUCUCCCAAGAUCCAUCAAGAUCGAAACGUCUGACGGGGGCUCAUGUGAUGGUGGAUAUGGGAACUGUGGGUGGCGAGCAGGCGACUUAUCCCCCAGCUGACAAGAUACACAUCGCGUGUGAUGCUGGCUUCAUGGGCCAGCUUUGGGGCCCGAUCGUGAUUCAGAAAUCGUCCUGCAUCAAGGUUGGCGAUAUCUUGAGAGGGAUCUACGAGUACUUCCAGCAACAGCUGACGCAGGAAGAAGUCGACCAUAUUGCAAGGCUUGGGAGAGAUAAUUAUUGCAUCUUGCUCGACGCUUGUUACAAACGAUGUUUGGCGACUCCUGGCCUACCCGGUUAUGAACAAUCUCUAGGGUUUCGACGUGUUGACUGUCUUGGUGACAAAAAGAUAUACUGGGGAUUGUGGGUCACGUAUAACUCAGACUCGACUUGGCAGCUCAAUCUGGGGCUCAUCAACCAACGCUCAUGAAGAUCCCGAUAGGGGGGGUGUCGUUUCGUGCUUUCGUCAUACCCUGAUUUAUCGAUUUGGUUAUUGCGGACAUGGCGGAUUUUCUUAUUUUACGAGCUGCUGCAAACUCUGCAGCUGUCACGACUGGGCUCGGGGUUUUUUAUCAUGGACUAUCACGUUUUUCCGAUUUGCUGUGUUUUCUUGCGUGCUCCUCGUGCUCUUUCUGCUAUCUUGUAUCGUCUUUCUUGGCUUCUUGGCUUACUCUACAUAUCAGGACACAUCGAUGCCUUACUCCCUCGCGACUUGUAUUUACACAUGACUUUACGACACUAACGAUGUAUACUACCUUACUCACUGGGAUCACUGACUUGUAAUCAUAGAAUUUCACUGACAUGUAUGGUUAGUUGAAAACUGGUGGUCGUAAGUGGAUUGCUGUCGCCAGAUGCCCAUGUAUUCAACCAUGACUGGCUUCGACAUUUUGAAUUCGGCUUAUUGCUACCAUCGCCUUGCCUUCUUGGCUCGUAUAAAUGAUAGGGAUCGUCACAUCUUGAGAUGUUUUGCUGAGAAUGAUGCGCAUAAGCAAAGUCAGUCUAUUAGCCUGCUUUGAUUUGAGCUCGAUGACGAUACCAUCCUCUUGGCUUUGAACAAAAAUCAUCAAGUGCACAUCGUGAAACAUUUGAUAGUCAAACGUCACGCGUCAUCGAUGCAUCAUCCUUGCCAGGCACGACACAGUGGAGAGCCAAGCGGAACCGCGACUUUGAUGCCAGUGCUAGUAAGAAGUCAGUAGAGGUUGCUUCGGACGUGUUGCGCGGUUAUCGGGAUUCCACGUCCGUCCGCAUCUUGGAAAACGACUGCUGCUUUCGUAUCGCCAUCGGCAGGGAUGGGCGAAGGAAUUCAGACGUUCGGGUGGGUAAAGCAAAGCGGAGUGAAUCGGGACGAGUAGGUUUUCGAUGUCGUCGAAACCAGAGCCAAGUCGAAGUAAUGGGGGGGGUUUUUGGCUAAGCGACUAGUAUGGCGGUAUGUACAGAGCCUCGACGUGCAAAGCGGUGGGCAGUCUGGCUUCGUUCAACAAAGAGGAAACAGGUUGCGUGAAAUCGAUUGAGGGCAUGUGCAUCGUCGGGGCGUGCGAGAAAGUUCUGCUGCUCCACGUUCACUAGAAGAAACCACCGUUACCCCUAAGUGUCAGCUUAGAAAUGGAGUGUAUGCGUCUGGAUCAGUCUUACGAGCGUCCUGAAGAGUGCUAAGGUUCACCUUUCAUGUUCAAAUGAAUGGCGCGUGAAUUCUAGUCAUGCGCGUUGCAAUGUCCGCCUGAUCAUUGAGAGUAGGUAUUGGAACUGGACCAGCGGCGACUUGUCGAUACGGUCUGAACGGAACAAACCUAAGCUCCACUGUGAUAUAUUUAUCUGUAAAUGUCCUAUCGUGGCCGAAUGCAAAACGUCGUUGAUGAGAAGGCUGAUGAUGUUCU